AUGUCUUCUGAGUCGUUAAUCCUUAUCGCCGGCGCGCUCUUCGCACUUUGCCACAACACCGUUUAUGUCCUGAUUCUGCCAAGGAGAGAAGAGUUUUCCUUUCUGCCAACGUAAAAGUGUGGCGAGAGCACACGGAGAUAAUGACGUCAAUUACCUGCUAACCGGAUUCAAAGAAAGAAUUUUUGUAUCGCUUGUUUGGCGCCGGGCCACCUUCCGACAUUGUACACGAACCUGUCACUUAGCGUUAGUGUCGACAACGAUUCGUCAAUGAACGAACUUCGGCCUGAAUGACAUUGGGAAAAUUGAAAAUGCGCUGGGGCGUAAGGCAAAUCAGCUUUUGUUCUCGAAUUUCGAGGUGCACCUCUCUUUUUUUGCCAUUUCUCACUCAGUUUAUCAUUUAAUCGGGUCUCAAGGUGAGUCCACCACCCGCUGGUUCAACCGUCGCCCACUUGCCAUCUCUCUCUCUUUUGACGUUUUUAUUACGGCACGCCGUCAAAGUGGAAAUAAGGACAAGAGAUAGAGCAGAAUUGCAUCAGUUAAUCUCCUGGAAUGAUGCACGUUUCCAACAUUCGACACAAACGCUCGUUAUCACGCCAGCAAUCAAUCGCAUUUCGCAGAUGUUUUUAUCGCUUCAGGGGGUACUGUAGACACGUACGUCCGUCAAUUCUCAUCGUGUUGGUAAACCAAAAAUAUUUUCAAUUUUAGUAAUAUUUCUAAGAGAACAACAGCUUUCACUUCAAUUAACAAAAUGAAGUCGAGAGACAUUCUUAUUCUGAGAAAAUAUUUGGAAAACUUUGGAACUGAAAAAAAAAGUUUAAAUCUAGGCCUCAAGGCAAUUUAAAUGGCUCUUAAAUGCGUAGCGGAAACAAAAUGAAAGAACCUUAAAUAGAUAGUUAUUUUCAAAAAAUAACGAAAAAACUAGCUCUUUCUGCCUUUUUCCAUUUUUUUCGAUGAAUUAUUAUAUUCCAACUUACUUGGCUUACUUAUAGGAAUUGUUUUUCAAGGUCAAAUUAGUGGAAAAACGAUUUUUCAAAAUUGAUGAUGCCUCCUAAACAUUCCUAUCUCAAAAUUUGAGAGCAAAUUGAGAUCAAUUUUUUGGCCAGGAUCUUUCUGAGUACUAAGCAAAAAUUUUCUCCACUGAUUGAAGUCUUGAAACAACAGAAAAUAUUGCCGAAACUUCCCAUUGCUUAAAUACUCUAUUUUUCUGGAAUUCAGUAAACAUGGAAUCACGAAAAAUCUCCCGCUAAAGUUUUAAAACUACCGUUUUUUCCUUUUUCCUAAAUUUUUGUGAAAACGAAUUUCUCUAAGUUAUAAUCCGAGUCGAUUGGAAAACCACAAUUAAUUUGAUUACUGUCGACGUUUUCUCUACUCUGCUCAGUUUCCAGACAACUGAGACUCUUAUCGGUCGGCUCAACACCACCGCAACUUGAUAGCGUAAAUGCAUUUGAUUAACAGCUACGAUCAUCAAUGCCAACUCAAAACGCGCCAUAAAACUGGCGGCGUCUCACUUUUACCGUGUCAUAAUAUUCCACAGAAAACGGCCAAUUUUAAUUGUGUAUAACUCGUUUUUUUUUCUUUCUCUCCAAUUUUCUUUUUGGCGUUGCAUUUGGCCCUCUCUCCGUCCCUCGCACUCCGCCCGCAAUUCAGCUUGCCUGCCGCUCUUGCCAACGCUCCGCCUCCUAGAAAGGUCUGCGUUCAGUGCACACUCAAUCCUCGGAUGUUAAGUGUAUUCUAGACGACGUUGUUCCGCUCGUUCCGUGUCUUUUCCAACUGUCAUUAGAUCUUUAGACACUUGAGGACUUAAUCGCUGGCUUGUAGGGUACCAAUCUCGCGAGCCGCCAUGGACGCUCCUACCACGUACAACCAAUGCAACGACAUCCUCCGAUCGUCUUGCGCCAAGCUUGUUCGUGCACAGAAGACUCGCAUUGUCGACGUCCGAAAGAGUAUUCAGGUCGUCAACAUCAUUCGCCAUACUCGUCUUGUUCAAGCGAGGUAAUUUUUUUGGAAUUACUCAAAAUUUCGGGUUUUAAAAUUGAAAGAUUUCAGAGUGAAAUAGAAUUUUCUUGUUAAUAUACACCAUUUAGCGGUAGUUCGGAAAAAAGUUCCAUACUCACAGGACGAUUUUUCUUCAAUUUGAUAUUACCUCGAUUCAAAGGUGGAUAAACUCUAACUUGAUAAAAUUUCGAAAAAGUAAUUACGAAUUAAUUUUUGAUGGACCUGAAAGUUUUUGUCUUAUUUGUCUAAAAUGAAUAGUAUUUUCCUGAAAUAAAACAAAAAACCUCAUUCCAGUACCCUCGAAAAUGCCUACGUGUGUUUAAAGCUGAUAUCCGUGAUUAGUUGUCCCCGAGACGCGGAAGCAACUGUUACUCUCUAUGAAAAAAAUGUUGUACUAUGGGAAAUCUCAGUCUGAAGCCGAAACUUGAAAUAUAUGAAGCAAUGCCAUGGAAAAUUUUUUCCGUAGCUUUACGAUUAUCUCGGUUCAGCCGCUCUUCUUCUGCAUUAGAUUGAUGGCCGAUAAUGCGAAACGUCGGCCAAGGCAACAAAGAAAAUGAAUCUGUUUCUGGAAAAAAACAAAAAAGGAAAUGCUGCUUCUGGGAAAAAAAAGCGAAAAUAUUUUGGAAGAGAGUCUUAGGGAGAGAAGAAGAGAGUUUGCACUCCAACGAGAAGGGAUAAAAAAAGUCGAGAUCUCCCAACAAGAAACACAUGUCCCCAGAGCAACUUUGCAAGUACGAGCCGCUGCACUUUUGAUACCCGCUAUCAAAUUCGCGACUUUUACACAAAUUUCGUUAAGAAACAACAGCUAAAUGUCGAUCAAAAGAUCAGGUCUCCAUGCUGUGUGACACUUUUACACUUUUGAAACGGAUUGAAGGAGAGAAAUUCAGUUUUCAUUACAGAUUUUGAAUGUAAUCAACAGCUUUUAAUAAAUUUUCAGAUUGUUACUAUCCAAGUUGAAGAGCAUUUUGAGAAAAAAAAUUGUUUCUUGACGAAAUUUUGAAAGAAGAGGGUAUAGUUCACUCAGUUGAAAAAAAUUAUAGUGUUAGAAAAAUUUUUUUGUGAAGACCUCUCAAACUUUGAUGGUUAUGAUAUAUUCAAAAAUCCGAAAAUGGAAAAAUCUUAAUAUUCAUUUAAAAUGCCGAGACAUUUUCCUGAUUUCCACAUUUUCCAACGGGAAAAAUUCGAAAUUUUCAACGUCCGAAAAAAAUGAACUUGUGUACUCGGUUUGAAAAACUCACCUGUCUGUGCCUCCAUUGCCCUCUGUUUACACAAAGAGAUGGAAGAGAAAUCGAUGCGCAGACAUCCGAGUCAUUCUGACGAUUGCGUCAAGCUAAGAAUACUGUAGCUUCAAAUGAUUGUUGGUUCAAGAAAAAAUGGGAGAAUAGCUUGGGGAGUAUGAUAAAAUAAAAUGAAAAGAUUGAUGACAAUAUGGCGCAUUGAAAAAGCGAAGAAAAAUGAGAUGAACUGAAAUUUUCAGCUUUGGGACAGCACAGACUACAGAAAAAGGAUAAAUAUGAAACUCAAACUAAUAGAUUCAUGAAGAUCUCAAAGUGUUAUUCUUGAUUUAUUGUGCUUCAAUACGUUCCAAAAUUCAACGGUUAAUCUUUCAGCAUGGAGGAGAAGCGAAGAAAGGAGGCCCAGAAGGCCGCCGCGGCCAACCCACGUCGCAGCCGUCGAACUCCAGAAAACGUGCUUCUGGAGCACACGGUGCUCGACACCGACGAAGACGACGGUCUCGCCACGCCACUCGACCUGAAAGAGCCGUUGAUUUUUGCUCGCGAAGUAACUGAAGAAGACGUCGUCGAACGUCUCGACCUGCGCUACGAAGAAAUGGCUCGUGAGGAACGUCGUCGUCGUGCCGCCAAUAGGAAUCGCAAGAGUCUGAAGAUUUCUGUUCUUGGAGCACGCCGCUCCGCUCUUCAGAUUCAAGUAGACUCUGAUCCGCUAACAUCAGCCCUUUUUUAUGUACCACUUUUCAAUUCCUGUUUUCAUUCCGAUUGCUACGGCUUUGGAGAAUAAUUGCCUAUUCCAAUUGCGCAACCUCAGAUUGCCACAAACUUUGCUUGCGUAGCAUAAUUAUGCUCUAGCUUUAAUAUUACUCACGUCUAUACACUAGUCAAAAACUUCAGAGCUACUUAACCAAAUGAGCAAUUGUUUGUACAAGACAUAAAAAUUCUUCAAAUGCAAAAAAUAAGGCAUCGAUUCGUUUUUCAGGAUUUUUGAAUAAAGCCAAAUACCACACUCAUGUAAUAACCUUCUCAUGUAUUUAUAAUCGGAUUGGCUUUAUCCCUUCUUUGAUUCAUAAGGUUACCUGAACCGGUUUCUGGAUUGAAUGCCACUUUCCGAAGGUUUUGAAACACCUGUUUGUAAGAACUCACUCGCCGCGUUUAUCACCGAUUACCUAUCACAGAAUGCAAUCCGUAGAAUUACCUCAACAAAACUCGUUCCAUUUUACUUCAUUGAUUUCCUUGCAUUUCACAUUCAUCGAGUGUUAUUUAUUUUUGAUUGCUUUUUCGGGUUGUUAGCCGGAUCAUGCACCAAUUGGAAAUAAACCUUGUUAAAAAAAGUUUUGUUAAUUUCGAGAGUUUUUGAAAAGUUCUAUGCUAGUAGUACAGGUUUCAGACAUCAAGGGGGAGAAGUACCGGGAUGAAAGUUGGAAAUUUCUCUGAACUUCUUCUGCUACAAGAGAAAUUCUGGAUGAUCUUCAGAAUCUUUUGAAAUUUUUUUGAAAUUUUUUUGAAGUGGUCUGAGAUUUCCCGAUCAAAUGUUUUCGAGUUUAUGAAGGUAGUCUUUUCAUUUUAUUUCAGUUUUUUUGGAUGAUUAGUGAUAAAAAAAUACUCAUGAACCUAUAUUUCACCCAUUUUUUUUGGAAAAAAAGACGCUUCGAAACAGAUUUCUAGACAUUUUUCGGCAAAAAUUUAAGGACGUCAUCGAAAUUUCAAAAAAAUAUUAAAAGUUAUUCAAGUGAUUCAUCCAUGAUCCCAUUUUUAUGCGAAUACAAAUUUCCGAAUUCAAAGAAAGUUUUUGUGAUUUUAGUAAAGGCAAAUUUCACUUGUGGCAUAAGAAGUGACAUUUCAAUUGAAGAAGAACCUAAUCUUGCAAUGUCAAUAGACUGAAUCUACCAAAUGGUAGCGAUAUUUCAAAAGUAGUGGGAUGGAACGGCCUUGCCAACGAGGCCGGCGGUCUUUGACAGCUCGCAACUCUCUUUGUUCCUUGUUCGCGGCCUCCUACAUCAUUGAAAUUACGGCUUUCAGGGCGACGGCUACUGUCCCUUCCUUCAAUAAAAUCUAUUUUUCCUUCUCGUUUCUACGUAGUUCAUCUUGAAAAACGGCUGUUACAAAAAAAAAAUAAUUGGCACUGUAGUUGUUCAAAAUCUUGUUGAGACAGAAAAUCUCAGAAAAAACAAAAUUUUUAUGAGCUGCGGAUCUUGAAAGAAAUCAAGGAAGAAACAAGAAAUUCAAAAGUAACAUAAAAAAAUUGGAAAAACUUCGACGUAAUUUUCGACUGUUUUGUAGGUUUUUUUACUGCAGAAAUCUUCUCGAAAAAAAUCUAUAUGACUAGUGAGUUUUUCUGUUCGUGUUUUUUCCAUUUCUUCAUUUCCAUAUCAAAGUUUUUGGAAAGUGAUGAUUGAAACAGAAAAAAACUGGAAAAAUCAAAGGGAUAAAAAAGGGUAGAAAAAGUUUGAUCAGAACAGCAAGUCGAUUUCUCAAUUUAUUACAAAGCAUCAAAAAAACAAUUUUUUAGAAUAUUAAUAACGAAAGAAUAAACUUUUUUCAAAUUUCAGAGCUUGGUAUAUUUUUCCGUGAUGUAGCCGCAAUUUGAGCCGAACUACAAAUCCCAGCUUCCAUGAAAAAAAAAAUUUACUUCAAAGUAGUUUGAAAUUUUUAAAAAAUCAAAAAUCUCCAGGAAGUUUCCGAUUCUUUAUUUUUACAAAUACUAAAUUUUAUCUCAUUUCUCUGCGAAAGGGAAGAUUUCAAAAGUUGAGAGCAAGUCGAAUGUAAAAAAUAUGCCCAAUACAAAUCAUGCUGACUCCAAUAAUCGCUUUUUUUCUCAUCAUAUGGCCUACUGGAAUAUAUCUUACUACUCUUCUCUGAGAAAAAAAAAGAGAUGCGCGAGAGAGGAGCUGCAGCGUGUUUCAAUAACGCCCAAUUGCUUUCAUUUACAGAAUUUGCAAAGAUCGAGCCGCCGAGAUUACUCUCCGAAAGCCUCCGAAACGGCAGACGAAGAGCAACAUCUUCAGCCGUCUGCUGAAUUCGAUUCUUUCUCCGAAAAAGUGCAAAGAAAGGGCAAAGCUCAGCAGAGCUCGGAAAGGCUCAUUGGAACUCAGCGGAAGAAACCACGGAGUUUCAAAAGUUUUUUGUUGGGAAAAAACCCCUUUUAAUUUUUUUAAAAACCACCGGGUUUAUGAAGUUGGAAUGAAGUAUUCUUAAAACCAUCUGGACCUAUAUUUUCUAGAAAUAUUUAGCUACGUUUUUUGGAAGAGUAUCAGCUCAAGCUGAAAAUAAGUCGAACCCAGGGAAUAUAAAAAAUGCAACGUUACGCAUGAAUCUCCUUUCGAAAAUGUGGUGCUGGAUCCUUUUAUGAAAAUUUUGUGGCGGUAAAACUGCUUGAUUAGAAAAAUCCAAACCACCAAUUUCUUCGUUUUCUCAUUUUCAUUUUUCAUUUCACUGUUUUUUUCCGGAAAAAGGUAGGUUUCAGUUUUCAAUCUCAAAACUCAAACUCAAAUUUUCACUUAACUAAAGCUGUUUUCAAAGGUUCGAAGCCUGCAAAAAAGGUAUCUUUUGAUUCCGACUGGUCCACUUUUCGAUCCUUGGGUCCUAAAGCGUCACAAAAAAAUUUUUCAGUUAUGUUUUCCGAAGUUGUGACCGAACAAGCGAAAGACCGAACUGAAAUUUUCAGUAAAAAUUCAAAACUUUCAUAAAUCAUCGGUUUAUAGUUGCAGUAACCUGAAUUUUUAAAAGUGAUAGACUGGAGCUUUUUGGUUCAGUGCCAGCCUAAAAGUUACAGAAAUUCAAAAGGCCUAUAGAAUUCAGUCUAUAGAAAGAAGACGUUCAUUAUUCAUUCUGCGAGGUAUGUUUUCAUAAACUGGAGGAUACCUUAAAUAUUCUAUCAUCCAUAUCCGUCAAAGUAAACCGCGGCUGUUGUUUUUUUAAUAGAAAUAUUGAGCUUCGAAGUUUCAAUUUUAAAAUUGCAGUAGAAAGGUAUAGUUUCUGAGGUAUUUGAGACGUUCUGGAAAAAGCAUAAAACGGGUUCUCUAAAUGAUUUUAGUCCUGCACAGCGAAGUUUUAUCCGAUUCUGUCUGCGCUUCCCUUGUCAGAGGGAUGUUACCUUCCUUGCUACGAAAAUAAGUUCCAUGGGAAUUUGCAAGGUCAAUAAAAAGAAACUUGACCAGUUCAACGGCUCCCCCACUUUCUCUACUGCGGAAACACUGCAAUAAAUUGGUAGAGAAGCCCGAUUCGAAGAAAGAAAAACAAGUUAGUGACCCUGUACUAGUAACAAUAACAGUGAAGAAGAAAUGCUUGUUUUGCGAUUCGCAGUUACGAAAAUCGUGAUGAGAAUACAGGCCGACCGGUGUGGGCACUGCGGCCAGCCGGUUCUCGCCGCGCUGCUCUCAAACACAACCGGUCUUUUUCCUCUCCCUGA
Molecule: messenger RNA, 7638 nt
Organism: Caenorhabditis auriculariae
Lineage: Eukaryota; Metazoa; Nematoda; Chromadorea; Rhabditida; Rhabditidae
Source: the annotation of a GenBank genome assembly